CUGUGACGGCAUCAACAGCGAGGUGCCACCCCUCCCUUCCCCUCCUCCAGGGAGCAUCACAACUUCCUGAAACUCUGCCUUCGACUGCUGUCCAAUCACCUGGCUUUGGCUCUGGCCGGGGGAGUGGCCACCAGUAUCCUAGGGCGACAGGCCCGCCCCCUCCGGAACCUUCUCUUCAGACUGAUGGAUUCCUCUGUUCCUGAUGAGAUCCAAGAGGCUGUGAUUGAGACUCUGUCUGUGGGGGCCACUAUGCUGUUACCUCCUCUGAGAGAGAGGAUGGAGCUUCUCCACUCCCUGCUGCCCCAGGGACCUGACAGAUGGGAGAGUCUGUCUAAAGGACAGAGGAUGCAACUGGACAUCAUUCUGACUUCGCUCCAGGAUCACACCCACGUAGCAUCCCUCCUGGGGUUCAGCUGUCCCCCGAGGCCCCGAGGCCCUGGCCUCCUCCUGCGGCCUGGACCCCUCCUACGGAGCCCCGGCACCAACCCUGACACACACCUGGCUGAGAUCCUAAUGAAGACCCUGCUCAGGAACCUGGGCUUCUACACGGACCAAGCGUUUGGGGAACUAGAGAAGAACAGUGACAAGCUGCUCCAGGGAACGUCUUCCUCAGACAGCAGUCAGCCGGCCCAUCUCCACGAGCUGCUCUGCUCCCUACAGAAACAACUGCUGGCAUACUGCCACAUCAACUGUGUUACUGAGAACUCCAGCAGUGUGGCUCUGCUCCAUAAGCACCUCCAGCUGCUGCUGCCCCACGCUACAGACAUCUUCUCCCGCUCCACCACCCUGCUGCAGGAGAGCUCCUGGAACGGCAGCAUCAGAGAGAAACUACGAGUUGUGAUCUACGUGUCUGCAGCAGGCAGUAUGCUGUGUCAGAUCGUCAACAGUCUACUACUACUACCAGUGUCUGUAGCCAGACCUCUGCUGAGCUACCUGCUAGACCUGCUGCCUCCUCUAGACUGUCUCAACAGACUGCUGCCUGCUGCCACACCGUUGGAAGACCAGGAGCUGCAGUGGCCUCUACAUGGAACCCCAGACUUUGUGGACCCUGCAGGGCAGCCCCUGUCCCAGCCGGCCCAGUCCUGGGUGUGGCUGGUGGAUCUGGAGCGUACUGCAGGCCUGCUGGUGGGCCGCUGCCUGGGGGCAUGCUGCAGGAGCACCCCUCUCUAG
This is a messenger RNA of Oncorhynchus keta (chum salmon), 1170 nucleotides long. RefSeq names its product probable E3 ubiquitin-protein ligase HERC1. The record is from RefSeq and is a predicted model, not a curated record. NCBI's taxonomy places the organism in Eukaryota, Metazoa, Chordata, Actinopteri, Salmoniformes, Salmonidae. The coding region runs from base 184 to 1170 and encodes 328 amino acids. The transcript has 8 exons.